GGAUAUUUAAGGAGACAUGAGGUUUACAGAGAACAGACAAACAAUAUGGCGCACCGAGUACAGACAAACAACACAACACUCCGUGAUGGAGCACGCCCAGAGCUCAACAAAUUGGACUCGGACACCUUCCGUCCGGACACAGACGGAGAGAAGGUUCACAGAUGAGGUGGCAUUCGUCAUGGAUGUGCUUCUGCCAGAGGCGACAGUCCACGCCCUUGCAGCUGUACUCUCGGUUUCCCUUGAAAGAGCCAAGGAAACGUAUAAAUGUGGACCCGAGUAUGACUGGAGUGAGAUGGAACUUUGUUCUCAUUACCUCACCAAGAACAUGAGUGAGGAAGUGCACUAA
Messenger RNA from Trematomus bernacchii (emerald rockcod), 346 nucleotides. Its product is annotated as PWWP domain-containing DNA repair factor 3A-like. NCBI's taxonomy places the organism in Eukaryota, Metazoa, Chordata, Actinopteri, Perciformes, Nototheniidae. The coding region runs from base 17 to 346 and encodes 109 amino acids. The transcript is spliced from 4 exons. The record is from RefSeq and is a predicted model, not a curated record.